AUUCAAAACUAACGCUGAAAACAAAAACCAUGAUGAUCCAUUGACCAAUGGCAGGACAUCACCGAGUUUGUUAACAAAUCACAAUAUAAAUAAUUUCGAAACUACACCACAAAAUAAUAAGCUGAAUGAAAUAGUAAAAGUUAAUGAAAACCAAAGCAAUGAUAUGUUUGAUGCUAUGGAUGUGGACAUUUCAUUCAACGAAAAAACACCUUCACCCGAAAACAUUAAAUUAACAAAAAGCAUUUCAUCAAAUAAGAAGAAAAUUACAACAAAUGAAAAAAGGUUACAUACACCGAAAAAGAUAAGUCCAGUAAAAGAUAAAGAUCCGCUAAAAAACUUGAAACUAGAUGACUCCGUAUCAGGUUUGCUUAAGAAAAUAUCAUCACAUCCUGCUUUAAGAAAAUCCGGAAAGGAUGAGAACUGUGAUAUUAGCAAUGACUUAGACGAUUGUAAAUCAAUGUACAUAGAAUUACUAGAAAAAAUUAGUAGUGCAUUCGAUAGAAUACCAAAUUGUAUAAAGGAAAAAUUCCCAGGAUAUGAUUCCAAAGUUUAUACAGAAAUGAAACAUAUUGGAGCUAAAUUAAAAUAUAUUAUUAAUAAAAAAUCACGUAUAAAAACAUCACAGGAAUUUUCUGAAUCGCCACCUAUGAGUAUAAAUAAUUCACAGAUUACAAAUUACAAUAAUUCCCAACCAGCAAUAGAUGACAAAGACAGUGAUCUAGAAGAUUUUGAUUUGGAAUCAAGUAAUUUAAUUAAUAAAAGAAAAAAUACUCACAAUAAAUCAAAACCUGAAACUUCAACUCCUGAUAUAUUUAAUAAUACUAAAAAUAAGCCACAUAAAACUAUCUAUUCAGAAAUAAUAGCUAAAAAAGCAUUAUCUUUCGAUGCAACAUCACCAAUAAUUUCUAACCUAGAUUCAAGUGUACAAUCAUUAGACAGUAACGAUAGUAUAUCAGAUAGCGUUAAUAAAAGCAAAGGCAGAUUCGUUUUUAAAAGACCGUCUCGAACCAACGACGAUCAACCUAAAUCUAUAAAAGAUGUACCAUCUAAUACAUUAGAAAGAUUAAAAACUGCUGCAGAAAAUCUGAAACCAUUACCAGAUGUGAAACCGACGAAGUUUGUACCGAUAGAAAAUAGUUCAGUUAAAUUUCAAGCUUCACAUAUAAGUAAGAGUUCUUUAAUGGAAUUUGACGAUUCCCGAACUAUAAUAUCAACGGGGGUAAAAAAUAAUGACGUAAACGAUGACGUAGACGAAGUAAACGAUUACGAAGUACCUAUAGAUAUGGACGAUGAGACAGACUUACUACCAGAAAGUUCUACAGCUGUUAUAAAUAUAAGUGAUUCAUUACCAAAUAGUGGCAGUGUUAAUAUUAAUAAUAAAGAAAUACCAGUAGACGAAGAUGGAUGGCCAGAAUACAGGAUAGAAGACUUCGAAGACGAUAUAGUACCAGUUGAAAAAGACGUAAUAGACUUGAUGGAUCAGUCAGUUGUUAAAGAGACAACUAAAUACGAAGGAAUGGGCGAUUUUCAUGCAGGCACACAAAAUGAUGGAAUCACAGGCGAGUUUGAUGGCUUAAACUACCCUCACUCUAUCCCUAUGAUGGAAAUGUUCCGAGAGAGGUUCGGUCUCAAGUCCUUCAGGCCCAACCAGCUGCAGGUCAUCAAUGCCACGCUGCUCGGACACGAUUGCUUCGUGCUUAUGCCCACGGGAGGAGGCAAGUCGCUGUGCUACCAGUUGCCGGCGAUACUGAGCCCGGGAGUGACAAUCGUCGUGUCCCCGCUCAAGUCACUCAUACUCGACCAGGUCAACAAGCUGCUCUCACUCGACAUCCCGGCGGCUCACAUGUCUGGUGACGUGUCGCUGGCGGUGUGCGACGACAUCUACCACAAGCUGUCAUUACGCGAGCCGCCGCUCAAGUUGUUGUACGUAACGCCGGAGAAGAUCAGCAACUCGCCCAAGUUUCAGGCCAUGCUCGACACAUUGUACUCCCGGGGAAAGAUAGCCAGGUUCGUUAUCGACGAGGCUCACUGCGUGUCCCAAUGGGGGCACGACUUCCGACCUGACUACAAGCGGCUCUUCAUCCUGCGAGAGCGGUACCCCACCACCAACAUGAUGGCUCUCACCGCCACCGCCACCCCGCGCGUCAGGAUGGACAUCCUGCACCAGCUGAAGGUCACCGCCUGCAAGUGGUUCCUCUGCAGCUUCAACAGACCGAACCUCGCCUAUAGGAUCCUAGAGAAACGACCAAAACUCGUCAAUCAAGAUAUUGCCAAGAUUAUCAAGGAGAAAUUCUUUAGGGACUCGGGCAUAGUGUACUGCUUGUCGCGCAAGGAGUGCGAGCUGGUGACGUCAGAGUUGCGCAAGGCAGGUAUUCAGGCUGCUGCAUAUCACGCAGGACUCGCGGACAAGAAGCGCGAGACUGUGCAGGCCAGCUGGGUCGCUGACAAACAUAAAGUUAUCUGCGCGACGAUCGCGUUCGGUAUGGGCGUGGACAAGGCGGACGUGCGCUUUGUGAUCCACCACAGCCUGCCCAAGUCAGUGGAGGGCUACUACCAGGAGGCGGGCCGCGCCGGACGGGACGGAGACCUCGCCACCUGCCUCAUGUACUACUCCUACAGCGACGUCAUCAGGUACAGGCGGCUGCUCGACUUGGAACGCAACGCGAGUCCGGAGUCGAAGCGCGUGCACAUAGAGAACUUGCUACGUAUGGUAGAGGUGUGUGAGAGUGUGACAGAGUGCAGACGCGCGCAAGUCCUCUCCUACCUCGGGGAGAGGUUCAGCAAGGAGGAGUGCGCGAAGGAUCCUCUCACCGCUUGCGACAACUGUCUCAGCGCACGCUCCUACACGCCGGUGGACGUGACGGAGGAUUGCAAGUUGAUAGUGCGUUGCGUGCGUCAGCUGAAUGCUAACAGGACGACAUUCACACUGCUGCAGCUGGCUGAUGUACUGCGCGGCUCCAACCAGCAGCGGCUGGCGGACCUGAGAGACAGUCCGCUGCAUGGCAGAUGUAAGUCGUGGGAGCGCGGAGCAGCACAGAGACUGUUACGUCAGCUGGUGGUGCGCGGAGCACUCGCUGAGCGGCUCGUGGUCAACAAUGACAUCGCCACAGCUUACCUGCAGCUUGGACCUAACGUUGACAAACUGAUGUCAGGUGGUUUACGUGUGGUGUUCCCCAUGAAGAUGGAACGUAAGACGAGCUUGGUGACGCCAGUAGUCAGUGCUGAGGAUGGACAGACCACACACAUCAGCGCACUCAUCAAACGUAUUGAGGAGCGUUGCUAUGCUGACCUCGUGGAGGCUUGCAGGGAGAUGGGUGCAGCACGAGGCGUGUCCCUGGCGGCGGUGUUCCCGCAGGCAGCACUGCGAGCUAUGUCAGUACGUCUGCCGGAGUCUGCAGCUCACAUGCAGGCUUUGCCGCACGUCACACGCGCCAACUAUGACAAAUAUGGUGCACGUCUCCUCACCAUCACCACAGCGUACUCCCACGAGAAGAUGGGUCUUUUAAUGCAAUACCAAGACGAGCUGGAGGCUGAGGAUAAGAAGGAGGAGGAUGAGUUCAAGAGUACAGCAUCAGGUUCGGAUCCGGAUUGGGGGAGUGAGGCGCGAGCAGCACUGAGGGAGUCCUGCACUCCUGCACGACGAAGACAACACCGAGCUCGGGGUGGCGUCAGGAAGAGAUACAAAAGCAAGAAGCGUUCAUCUCCCGGCAAGAGGAAGGCGGCGCGCGGCGCGUACACAGCGCGCGGAGCUACAUCUGCUGCUGGCAGUAGACUUGGUAAUAUGCCGGUACCUCGCAGUAACACCGCUGUGUCUCUCAACACACGCCCUGGGGUCUUUAAGACCUCUAAACUAAAUCUCAUAUGACCCACAA
This is a messenger RNA of Papilio machaon (common yellow swallowtail), 3872 nucleotides long. It is a transcript of the gene Blm, whose product is annotated as Bloom syndrome protein homolog. Gene Ontology annotation, biological process: DNA replication; double-strand break repair via homologous recombination. The record is from RefSeq and is a predicted model, not a curated record. Gene Ontology annotation, cellular component: nucleus; cytoplasm; chromosome. Lineage: Eukaryota; Metazoa; Arthropoda; Insecta; Lepidoptera; Papilionidae. The coding region runs from base 164 to 3865 and encodes 1233 amino acids. Gene Ontology annotation, molecular function: nucleic acid binding; ATP binding; four-way junction helicase activity. The transcript has 18 exons.